AUGACCAUAGAUAGGACCUAUCCCAUUUUUACAGUACGAUGGUUGGCUGUUCACGGACUAGCGGUACCCACCGUUUCUUUUUUGGGAUCGAUAUCAGCAAUGCAGUUCAUCCAACGAUAA
Messenger RNA from Cicer arietinum (chickpea), 120 nucleotides. NCBI's taxonomy places the organism in Eukaryota, Viridiplantae, Streptophyta, Magnoliopsida, Fabales, Fabaceae. The record is from the annotation of a RefSeq genome assembly.